GCUUCCCCUCGGAAGCGGAAGUGAUGUCUGUGAGGGAUUCUCGGUUGGGUGCUGGUUGUUUUGCUUUCUCUCCCCCGUGUCUCUUGGCCAGGGGGCGGUAGCGGAAGUCUCAGCCGCUUCGACGUCCCGGAACUCGCCGUGUUGUGGAUCUCGGAUCUCGCCUCAGAGUUUCCACCGGCCCGACGCCGCGUUUCGGGAGCUGCGCGGAGCGUUAUGAGGUUUGUGCGCCGCAGCUGACGCCGCCACCGCCGGGGUCCCCGCGGGAAGCGACACCCGGGCAGGGCGGCGGCUCUGCUUCCUAUAUGGGCCACUUUCUCUCGCGGAAGGGAAGCCGCCUGAACGCGGAGAGGAGUCGCCGCCGUCGCAGUCGCCCCCUCGGGGGGAAGGUGCAGCCGCCGAGGAGCCGGAGCUGCUUCCUGCGCGGGCCCUGCAUGCUCUGCUUCCUGGUCCACAGCAGCGCCAGCCCGCCCGCCGCCGAGGAGCCGCCUCAGCUGCCCUCCCAGCGGGACUCGCCGCUGCUCUACGCGGCUCUGAGGGCCCCCGAGGGGGAGCGCGCCGCCCGCCGCCUCCUGCGCCUGUCGCCCGUGGCCGCCGCCUGCGAAGAGCGCUGCCGCCGCUGCCGCCGGUGGCUGCUCUCCGGCCUGGUCUUCUCGCUCCCGGCGCGCCGGGGUUUCCUGGGGCCCGCGCUGCAGGGCGGGGAGGCCCCCCCGGAGAUGGUGUGCAAGCGCAAAGGGGUCGGGCUGCCCGCUUGCCCGCCCUGCAAGCAGCCCCGCUGCGGCCCCGGCACGGGGACCGGCGGGAGCUCGUCGCCGCCGCCCGAGGCCCGUCAGCAGAGCGCGCUGCCCGAGCAACACCUCUGCGCGCUGCCUUGCGCCUCGGCUUGUGCCCGGGAAGAAGUCUCGUCGAAAGAGCCCGCGGGACAAAACGCGGAUGGGAAGGGGCCGGCGCCGCCAGGCUCUCCGUCGUCGCAACAGCAGCAGCAUCAGCAGCUGCCACCGGAGCUCGGGGGUAGGGAGACGCAGGAGCCCCGCGAGCCGGACUGCGAGGAGCCCCCCGAGAACCCUGGAGACUGCCUGCGAGAGCCGCAGCCGCCUUCGCCGGACAUCAAUCAGCUGCCGCCGUCCAUCCUGCUCAAGAUAUUUUCCAACUUAUCCCUGAAUGAGCGGUGUCUUUCAGCAUCAUUAGUUUGUAAAUAUUGGCGUGACCUCUGUUUAGAUUUCCAGUUUUGGAAGCAACUGGAUCUCAGUAGUCGUCAGCAGGUCACCGAUGAGUUACUGGAAAAAAUUGCAUCAAGAAGUCAGAAUAUAACUGAAAUCAAUAUUUCAGAUUGUCGCAAUGUAUCUGAUACAGGAGUAUGUGUUUUAGCAUCUAAGUGUCCGGGACUUCUAAGGUAUACUGCCUACAGAUGUAAACAGCUGUCUGAUACAUCUCUAAUUGCAGUGGCCUCACAAUGCCCUCAACUGCAGAAAGUACAUGUGGGCAACCAAGAUAGACUUACUGAUGAAGGACUUAAGCAGCUGGGCUCAGAGUGCAGAGAACUGAAAGAUAUUCAUUUUGGACAGUGUUACAAGAUAUCAGAUGAAGGAAUGAUCAUUAUAGCUAAAGGAUGUCUAAAGUUACAAAGAAUAUAUAUGCAAGAAAACAAACUGGUGACAGAUCAAUCUGUUAAAGCAUUUGCUGAACACUGUCCUGAGCUGCAGUAUGUUGGAUUCAUGGGAUGUUCUGUUACAUCUAAAGGAGUCAUACACCUCACCAAUCUAAGAAACCUUUCCAGCUUGGAUCUACGUCAUAUCACAGAACUGGAUAAUGAAACAGUGAUGGAAAUAGUAAAGAGAUGCAGAAACCUUACUUCCCUCAAUCUCUGUCUGAACUGGAUUAUUAAUGACAGGUGUGUAGAGGUCAUUGCUAAAGAAGGACAGAACCUGAAAGAACUCUACUUGGUGUCCUGUAAGAUCACAGAUUAUGCACUGAUAGCCAUCGGGCGAUACAGCAUGACAAUAGAGACUGUAGAUGUGGGGUGGUGCAAAGAAAUCACAGAUCAGGGGGCCACUGAAAUUGCUCAAAGUAGUAAAUCGCUCAGAUACCUGGGACUAAUGAGAUGUGAUAAGGUAAAUGAAGUGACUGUGGAGCAACUAGUGCUGCAACAUCCACACAUCACCUUCAGUACUGUACUACAAGACUGCAAGAGAACCUUAGAACGAGCAUACCAGAUGGGAUGGACACCCAAUAUGUCUACUGCUUCUUAAUUCAUGAUAUAUUGUAUGGAUGAUUUCUGUAGUCAGCAGAUUUAGACUGAACAUUUGACAUUCAAGUUUUUUUAAUUAAUUUUGCUUUUUAUUAAGUAUAUGUUUUAGUGUAAAGCUGUGUGUGUGUGUGUGUGUGUGUGUGUGUGUGUGUGUUCACACACACACUCUCUCUUUCUCUCUGUUUGAUGUAGUAGGAAAUUUAUGUUCGUUCCAUUAAUGAAAAUGUUGGAAGAGAAAUAUAUUCUGAUAUAUUUAAUUUUAUGGAAUGUUUAAUUAUCAACGUAAACACCUGCAAGUGUAUGAAAUAUUGCAGAGGGCUUGCAACCCCUCUGAUGCAAUAUUAUUGUGUAAGUUUACAUAAAACUGAAACACUAUUUGGAUGUUUCCUCCAAUGUACAUGUUCAUGAUAGAAACAACUAUUUCGAGUUGCAUUGUAAGUUUUUGUAUGUAUAAAUCUAAUGUUAAAAGCCUUUGGCAAAUUUCUUGAAGUGGGUUCCUGUUAGUUCAGUGGAUAGUGUCAGCUGUAUAAUAUAUAUUGUGUUUUUUCUUUCAUUUUGGUUCACUCUACAUUAGCUGUUCAUAUUUCCUUCUAGACGGUAAGUGGCAACUCUUUUCUGAAUUCCACUUACAUUCGAGGCUGAUUUAAAGAUGAUCAUAAAAACUGAUGCUACCCACAUUUGUUGAGAUGCACAGUACCGAAAAACUUCAAAUAUCUGUGACUCAAAAAUAUAACUUCUUGAUAAUGACAAUUACUUUAUUUUGAAUGGGAUCGUUAAUAAACAAUGUGCACUUACAGAAUGGUAUUUUAAGCAGACACUCCUGGUAGUUUCUCAUAGUGCUGCCAAAGUGACAUUUUGCCUUGUAGUUGCUCUGUAUUUUGCGAAUUUCCAGAGGCCUCCUAUAGUAGGCAUUACUUUUUGAUGAUGCCCUAAUGAUGCAGCUGGAGUUAAUUUAUGAAGUUGAAUUUUCAACUAUUUCCAUUAAGCAAAUGAGUAAAAAUAGUGUCUGACAUCCUGACUAAAUUUUCUCCCCCCCCCCAAAAAAAGUCCUAUUGGAAUUAAAGGACAAGUUAGGCCUUUUAAUUUCAAUGGGACUUCCUCAAGUAAACUUACCCUGCAUUUGUAAAAGAUAAUGGCUUACAUCCUAACAUGUUGCUUUUGCAACUGCUGUGUUCCAGAGUAAAACAGCAUGGCUUCUCCGAGUUGGGGGGGGGAGUGUUUUUCAUUCCCCUUCCUUUUGAAGCGCUCCAUGCCAUCUGAAAAUAUGUCCCUGGGGGUUGUGUGGGACAUAUUUUGAGUGGCACAGAGCACUUCAGAUAAAAAGAGAUAUUGGCAAAAAUGCCCCCUACAAGUGACUGUGCUGCUUUACUCUGCAAUGCAGCUGCUGCAUGCAUGUUUCCUUUGCUGUGCAAGCUCUGCUUUAAGAUAUUGGCCAGUAUCUUGAAUCGAAGAUGGACCAUCUGCUUGAGAAUAGGAUAUUUUGAAUUCAAGACUUUGGCUCAUGUAUUAUGCAGCAUUAUGUGGAUGUUUCUGAUUGGCCUGCACUGCUGUAGAUGUCUAAGGAAGCAAUUGGAAACAGAAUAUAAGUAGCAUGCCUGAAGUGCAAGGAAGCAGCUUUACAUAUUUAAACUGCGCUCUUACACAAAACCGCUGGUGUUUUCUUAAAUGCCUACAGCAGCACAGGUUGAUUGGAAAUGCCAACAUAAAAAGAGCAUGUGGGCCACUAUCUCUUAUAUGUGAAAAAUACUUCUGCUCAUGCACAGGGUGAGUGUUACUUUGAUAUCUUCCAAUUUUUAUCCUCUUCCCAUCUGUACCCUGUAUCCCAUGCCACGUUGGAUUGUCCCUGAACCCUCAGGAGUUGUCGGGAGGCAUGCAACCCCUAGUGGGUAUGUGGAACAUCAUGCACAGGUUUUGGAUCCAAGCCAAUAUAAAUCAUCGUGUUUAUACUGCUCAUAAAACAUUGUUCAUUUACUCCAUACAAUCAUGUAUGUAUGUUUAUAACCGAGUUGAAAAUGCACAGUGUGAGUGGAAGUGUAUACACAAUGAGCCACCAGCCAUCUCCAUUAACUCAAAGUUGUGGCCUUCCUCAAGAUAGUUAGGUACAUGCAUAAAUAGUCAGAUAGGUGUACUGGUAAAACUUGACCUUUAAUAAAAGUAUCUUAUUAUUUAAUUUUCACUGACUGAUAUCCAAACUAACAUUGCACAUGGAAUAAAGUUUUGCAUGCAAUGGAGGAGGGGCAAUUUUCAUUGAUACCCCUUCCCUCUACAGCCCUUUGUGCCACCUGAAAAAAUGUGGCUGUAGAAGCCCUACUGUGAGCAUGUAGCAAUUCAGCAUGUGCAACAUUAGUCUGGAUGUCAGCCAGUUUCUAACAAAUCUUGAAUUAAAACAGAAAAUCUAAAAAGACCUUUAAGGUUUUGAUAGCUAAUCUAAUUAUAGAUUAGCUGGUUCUGAAACACAGCUAGUGCAGAGUGAAGCCCGCAAUAUUCCUUCUGUUGAGAAACUUCAACCACAUUGUCCCUUUGUAGGAUCAGCCUAUUAUUUUACAUAAGGAUAUUUCUAGGGAGGGAAAAUACUUCCCCAGUUCUUUGAAUUUUACUGCAGGAUUUUCAUAUUUGUAUGUCAGCUGAUUAAGGCUAUCUGAAUUUGCUGUAAUGUAACCAGUUUGUAAUCCAAAACAGAUGUAUAGAAUGAAUAUAUGCAGAAAAUAGCUAGAAAAUAUUAAUGAGAGGGUUAAUUUUGUAUUCGUCAAACCAUAUUGCAAAGGGUUAAACAUGAUUAUAGCUGACAAGCAGACACUGAAAAUACAGACAUGGCAGUAAGUAACCUUUAGAAUGUAACAAUUUGAUAAAGGGUGAUUUUUUAAGAUGUAUAACACUGUGUGUUUGUUUUUUAAAGGUUAAAGUGUUUUAAUCCAAAAUAUCAAAUGUUCAGGUUUGACCUGAAGAAUUGCCAUUAUUGUCAAAAUGUUUGGCUAAUCUAGAAGACUUUAGGCAGCAUAACUUGGAAAACGGCAUUAGUAUGUUUGUAUAAGCCACAUGUCCAGUGUCACAGCAUCAGUUCCUGACAACAACAGAAAGGGCUUGCUGUGUCAUUUCCAUGACAGUUCCUUGAAUGUUUUCUUAUUAGAUAUUUCAAAUUGAGCCUAAAAGCCUUUGCAAAAGAAAAACUGUACAGUAGAUCUUGCUUGGCAUGUCACAAAUACAUGUGAAUACAUAAUGCGGGGCUUUUUAUCCACUUGAAUUGUGGCAGUAUUUUCACAAUUAAAGAUAACGAAUGAGAAAAAAUCUUGGUUGUUUUUCACUUUUAGGAGUUUGUUAUUGUCCAUAAUUUGCAAAGUUAUAAAAGUCACUGAAGAACUUUUGGCUAUGUAAUCAGUUGUAGUAAAAAAGAGAAACAUAAUGGGAA
Messenger RNA from Hemicordylus capensis (graceful crag lizard), 5651 nucleotides. It is a transcript of the gene FBXL17, whose product is annotated as F-box and leucine rich repeat protein 17. Gene Ontology annotation, biological process: SCF-dependent proteasomal ubiquitin-dependent protein catabolic process; G2/M transition of mitotic cell cycle; regulation of cell cycle. Gene Ontology annotation, cellular component: SCF ubiquitin ligase complex; cytosol; nucleus. Gene Ontology annotation, molecular function: protein binding. The record is from RefSeq and is a predicted model, not a curated record. The coding region runs from base 303 to 2246 and encodes 647 amino acids. The transcript is spliced from 9 exons. Lineage: Eukaryota; Metazoa; Chordata; Lepidosauria; Squamata; Cordylidae.